Saprolegnia diclina VS20 is the source of this 1980-nucleotide messenger RNA. RefSeq lists its product as hypothetical. The transcript has a single exon. The record is from RefSeq and is a predicted model, not a curated record. Bases 1 to 1980 code for a protein of 659 amino acids. Lineage: Eukaryota; Oomycota; Saprolegniomycetes; Saprolegniales; Saprolegniaceae.
AUGGGACGAAGCGCCUACGUGACGGAAGGUGUGACGAGUGUCAAGUCAAAGUCCUCGCUCUACAGCCAGUGGCGGCGCUUGUACCAGCACGCAGUUACGAUCGGAGGCCUCCUUGUCCUUCCGCUCAUUGCCAGCGACGCGAUCGUCAACAACUGGGCCAUCAACGCGUACCUGGGCGACGGAAAGUUCUUCUUCACGCCGAUCGCAGCCGCCCAAAAUGCGCAGCAGCUCAACGCGCAGUACAGCUACGCGAAGAGCCUCGGCGUCCACGACCUCUCCAAGAUCGGUCAAUGGAUCGCCAACUCCACCGUUGUCCGCCUCGUCACCGAGAGUGACGACGUGUACGUCAUCAACGCCGGGGAGUUUCCCCUGACAGGGGCGACCAACCUGUGUCCGAUAUUUGCCCAAACGUACGAAAUCUCAAGCGUUGGCAAAGUCCGGCUAGCGCUCGCGUCCGACUCGGUGACGUUCUACCGCGGCAACGCGCUCACGCAUCUUUUUACCGAUGACGCCGAGGCCAACUUGGGCACCUCAUCGAUGAAGUCCACCGAGUUGUUCGAUCUCGGCUAUGUGCCUGGACGCACCGGCACGGACCUCCGCUUCACGCACGAUGUGUUUGUUCAAAAUACUUCCCAGCCGCAAUCCCAGAUCGUGAAAUUUUACCGCAUCUUCCCCCGGACGUACUGCACCGGGUGUGCGCCGACAGCGGAGCUCGGGCACAGCGUAUGCAAUUUUACCUAUGUCUACAACGACUCGUUAAAGGCGCUUCGCGUGACCAACAGCACUUUUGUGCCCGGCUCGACGUACUUUCUCGGGCUCAUGAUCUCGCACACGGCGUUCGGCGUCGCGGCGCUCUACAUCAAGCUCACUGCGAUCGCGAUCGCGAUCGGCGGGUACCUCGCCGGUCGACGCACCGUCCAGUGGCUUGAAAUCGACCCAACCAGAGUCGACGGAAUCGGUACACGCGCUCUUCGCGUCAUCCUACCCAAGCUCUUUCCGUACCAGAGCUAUGCGCUGAGCUACGCGUCGUUCUGCUACAACUCGGAUUUGUUUGUGCUUUUGUAUGCGCUCUCGGUGCUCCUCGACCUCAACAGCUCGUUCAUCUUUGUCCGCGAAGUCCACGUGUACAAUAAUCUGGCGCCGCAAUUCCUCUACUCGCUGCAAAUGUUUUCGCUCUCGAGCCGGCUUCUCUGGGUCAACUGCGCCUUUCUCAAGCUCCUAAAGAUAUUCUGGAGCUUGGUGAGCACCGCGUCGUACAAUGGCCAGAGCGCGCUCAUGGGUUUUUUCAAUUUGUCGUCGACCACGUCCGUGUACCUCAGCGCCGUCCUCCUCUUUUACGUACCAGCGUACAUCGAGUACAACAACUCGGUCGCGACGUCCAUUCGCAACGUCAACGAAAGCAUCGACGGCAUCCGCGUCCGCGUCUUUGACGGGUUUUACCUCCGCGUGCUCUCGUCCGUCGGCGUCGGCCUCGUUCUCAACGUCCUCUUUGUCACGGCCGUGGACCGGCUCUGGAAUUGGCGCUACUGGCAGCUGCUCGCGAAAAACUCACUCGCGCGCCAAGCCAUGUACAACAGCAGCUCGAUCGUGUGCGACUUUGUCGACGGUAUCGAGCCCGACGCGGACGACCGCAGCGCUGCAUCGUCGAUCAUGUGCCGCGCGCGCCGCUUGAGCACGCUACAGUGGUUUUUCAUGAGCCAUUUGACGUGUUUUGGCUUGCCAGAGAAGAAGCUCCGGGCCAAGAAGCUCUCGCUCGUCAAUGUCAAGCAGCACCCCACGGCCAAUUCAAGCACGCGGUCCAACUCGAUCACGUAUCCGACGGCGCUGCCGCUGCCUGUAUCCGUGCCGGAUGAUGGUGCGUACAUGGUGGUGCAGGACGGCGACCACAACAUCCACCUCCUCGACGGCCAGCUCAACGACGUAACGAGCCUCGUGUACAAUAUCAAGGUCCUCAAGAAUACGACUGUCACCGUCAAGUAA